AUGCCAGGAGCAUCCCGAAGACUCACCAUCCCAGUGGACAUCCCUCCCUUCCACUUCCAGCCCCGUCGGGUUGGUGUGGACUGGCGUCGCUUCAGUGCCAUUGAUGUGGAGCGGGUGGCCCGGGAGGUGGACGUGGUCGUGCUCCAGGAGCACAUCACCAGUGUCACCUUCUGCAACCUGGACAGGGAGCAGUGCCCACACUGCGGGCAGCCAGCAGACCCCAUCAAAAGGAUGGCCCAGCUGAGCAUUGAGUACCUGCUGCACUGCCAGGAGAGCCUGGGGACCAGCCUGGCCACACAUGCCCAGAACCUUCAAGCUGCCCACUCUGAGCUGGCUCAGACCCAGCAGCAGGCAGCAGAGCAGGCAGCACAGCUCCGGCUGACAAAGGAGGAGAACAGGAGGUGGAAGAAGCUGAUUGCCAUGCAGCAGCUCCUCCUGCAAGCUGGUCCCAACACCUACUGCAAGUGCCACCUCUGUGAUAAAGCCUUCAUGAACGACUCCUUCCUGCAAGCCCACGUGCAGCGCCGGCACACAGAGCCUACCAAGGCAGGUGACUUUGCAGAGAGGCAGAGGAUGAAGCAGGUGGAGCAAAUGGAGGAUGAGGUGGAGGAGCUGAAGACAAAACUACGGGAGACACAGCGGCAUCUGGAAGGGGAGAGGGAAGCAGAGAGGCUGCGCAGGCAGCAGGAAAUGGAGAGAGCUCACCAGCGAGAAGAGGAGGGCAGGAGAGAUUUGGAAAGGUGGAAGGAGGAGGAGAGGAGGAAGCUGCAUGAAGAGAUAGAUGGUCUGAGGCAGCUUUUCCUUGCAGCACUGAAGGACAUGGCCAGCAGAAGCAGUGCCAUGGAGGGGAAGCUGCAGGAGCUUCAGGCCAGAGAGGUGGUGGAGUCCAACCUGGGGACCCUGCUGGACGAUGACACUGAGGAGGCACGGUGGCGGGCACCAAGCCGAGCAGAGGUGUGGGGCAAGCAGGAGAGGAUGACAGAGCAGAUCAAGAUGCUCUCUGCAAGCAAACCUGAAGUGACCUGGGAGGUGACCAAAGUGGUGGCUGAUGAAGGGUCAUCAGGUGGGGAGGAGGCUGCCCUGGGUGGGAAGCAGAGGUUGUUGGAAGCCCUGCAGAGAAACCCAAACCUCCUGAAGCAGUUUCGCCCCAUCCUGGAGGAAGUGCUGAUGGAAAAACUGGAGAGCAUGGGAGUCAAGAGGGUUGUGAAGGGGAUCUCCACUCGGACCUACAAAAGCCUCCAUGCUUUGGUCAGGCUUCAGCAGCAACAGAAGGCUGAGAAAUUUCCUGUUCUCCUGUGCCUGAGGGACGAGUUGAUCCGAGCAGUGAUGGAGAAAAUCAGGCGAUGCAAGAAGCCCAGCAGUGCCUUUCAUCGACAGCUCUCCAUCAUCCCAGGGACAGCCCUAUCCAGGAUGGUGAGGCUCUUGGAGAGAUGCCUGGAUGCAGAGACACUGAGACCAACCAGCCAGGUGAAACUCUUCCCAGCCCUGAGCUUGGCAUUUCCCAAAACCAGCCAUCCUGCCAAGAACCUCCAGUUUGCAGUUGACAGCAGUGACCUGGUGAUCUCCUCCCUGGAGGACCAAGAGCCACCAGCGCUGGUGGCUGUAGAUGCUGUGGGGACCACCUGGGUCCCCAGGGCCCUGGGCUGCCAGGGGGCACAUGGUGACCAGGGAA
This is a messenger RNA of Antrostomus carolinensis (chuck-will's-widow), 1672 nucleotides long. Its product is annotated as zinc finger protein DZIP1L-like. Gene Ontology annotation, biological process: cilium assembly. Gene Ontology annotation, cellular component: ciliary basal body; cytoplasm. The record is from RefSeq and is a predicted model, not a curated record. NCBI's taxonomy places the organism in Eukaryota, Metazoa, Chordata, Aves, Caprimulgiformes, Caprimulgidae.